Polyodon spathula (Mississippi paddlefish) is the source of this 634-nucleotide messenger RNA. RefSeq names its product protein atonal homolog 7-like. The record is from RefSeq and is a predicted model, not a curated record. Gene Ontology annotation, molecular function: protein dimerization activity. The coding region runs from base 194 to 634 and encodes 146 amino acids. Lineage: Eukaryota; Metazoa; Chordata; Actinopteri; Acipenseriformes; Polyodontidae. The transcript has a single exon.
ACAUUUCCCUUAAGUAAAAUAACUGCAGCUAAUCAGCAGGUAGAAAAAUAAAAUCAAGUUUUUAAACCAGAUUUACAAGUGGAAUUGUUUGAAAUACAUUAUUUACAAUUGGUCACCUUAUAUUAAGUCUCUAACAUUUUGCUUUCCCUCCCCACAGAAGCUGCAUUAGUUGCUUUUAUCGAAGAGUUUGAAUAUGAAGUCUUACUUAUCAAGCUGUGCAGAUUCUGGUUCUGGCUCAGAAACAGUUUCCAAAUGUGAGCCUGGAACCGAGAAGGUCGAGAGAGUGACCAGGAAGAGAAUGGCGGCCAACUCCCGUGAAAGAAAGAGGAUGCAGGGUCUGAACACCGCCUUCGACCGGCUGCGCAAGGUGGUGCCUCAGUGGGGGCAGGACAAGAAGCUGUCCAAGUACGAGACCCUGCAGAUGGCCCUCAGCUACAUCAUGGCCCUGAACAACAUUCUAACGGACACAGAGCGCUACGGGAGCAGCUCACAGAGGGAAUGGCUUAACCAGCAGAUUGAGCAUUUCCAGCAGGAGAACAACUCAUGUCUACAGAAUGGAUCCUCUGCUGAGCUUAAGGAAUACACAGAGAGGUACUUCUCCUACCAACCAGAGAGAUUCCAAAUAGCCAACUAG